Messenger RNA from Theobroma umbraticum, 1258 nucleotides. Its product is annotated as Peroxidase superfamily protein. Gene Ontology annotation, biological process: hydrogen peroxide catabolic process; response to oxidative stress. The record is from RefSeq and is a predicted model, not a curated record. NCBI's taxonomy places the organism in Eukaryota, Viridiplantae, Streptophyta, Magnoliopsida, Malvales, Malvaceae. Gene Ontology annotation, molecular function: heme binding; peroxidase activity.
CGAGAACAUCUUAUGCACAGCAGCAAAAGAAUGGGGCAGUACCCUUCUCUGAUCAGUGUGAAAUGUUUCAUGGUUCUGGUCUGUAUCUCCAUUCUCAGCUCUGCCAUUUUGGCAAGUGGCCACCCCUUGACAUUGGAUUACUACAAAUCUACAUGCCCGACUGUGUUUGAGAUUGUGAGGAAAGAAAUGGAGUGUCAGGUGCUCUCUGAUCCUCGCAAUGCAGCCUUGAUUGUUCGACUACAUUUCCACGACUGUUUUGUUCAGGGCUGUGAUGGGUCAGUUUUGCUUGAUGACACAAUCAGCUUGCAAGGAGAAAAGAAAGCUUCUACAAAUGUAAACUCCCUAAAAGGAUUCAGAAUCAUUGACAGGAUUAAGAACAAGCUUGAAUCAGAGUGCCCUGGAAUUGUUUCUUGUGCUGAUAUCCUCACCAUUGCUGCCAGAGAUGCUGUGAUUCUGGUUGGUGGACCUUACUGGGAUGUACCAGUGGGAAGAAAGGAUUCAAAAACUGCUAGCUAUGAUCUUGUCCGGGAAAACCUUCCCGGUGCUGAUGAGGGUCUUCUCGGUAUUAUAUCGAAAUUUCUUUAUCAGGGCCUCUCAGUGACUGACAUGGUGGCUCUUUCUGGGGCUCACACCAUUGGUAUGGCACGCUGUGUGAAUUUUCGAGCUAGAAUCUAUGGCGACUUCGAAGCAACAUCAGGGAAGAAUCCAUUAUCCGAUCCAUACCUGAGCAAAUUAAAAUCCAUUUGCCCUGCAACCGGAUCAGGAGACAACAACAUAACAGCCAUGGACAAUGUCACACCAAAUCUUUUUGACAAUUCCUUUUACCAUACUUUGCUGAGAGGGGAAGGGUUGCUCAGCUCGGACCAAGAGAUGUACUCCAGCUUGUUGGGAAUCGAAACGAAAGAGCUCGUCCAGAAAUACGCAGAGGACCCUGUUGCUUUCUUCAAUCAAUUCUCGGAAUCGAUGGUGAAACUGGGAAACAUUAGGAAUUUAGAUAGCUUUGUGAGUGGUGAAGUGAGGAAGAGUUGCAGAUUCGUCAACACUUGAAAAAAAUGAGCUGCAUUUGUUCAAUGAAUUGCGUAGUAAUUGUUUGCAUGUGCCAAAGAAGAAACGAAAUAAAAAGUUUUUAAGUUAAUAGUUUUCAUUGAGUUGCUGAGAAAUUGAAGUUUCCUUUGUACCAAGAAAUUGAAGGAAAUUGAAAGUUUAUGUACGAUUCAUUUUGAACCAACUAUAUUAUAAAGUGGUUCUCCUACUGAAA